Messenger RNA from Daldinia caldariorum, 1354 nucleotides. Its product is annotated as carbohydrate-binding module family 50. Bases 283 to 1236 code for a protein of 317 amino acids. NCBI's taxonomy places the organism in Eukaryota, Fungi, Ascomycota, Sordariomycetes, Xylariales, Hypoxylaceae. Gene Ontology annotation, molecular function: chitin binding. The record is from RefSeq and is a predicted model, not a curated record. The transcript is spliced from 4 exons.
UACGGACUGUCUUUUAAAAUAUCUGGUCAGAGUUGGCUUGAUUCCACUUCCAAUAAGACGAUAUCGUGAGUAGUAAGGUGCCAAGCCUUUGUUGCAGGGCUAAAAAGUGAAUACGGCGCAGCCGUUUGGAUACAUAUCUCCUUUCGUGUUGUCGCCUCCGAUUUCUGCCUAACCAUACUGACUUCCAUAGACGGUAAAUCGAGAUAGUAUCGCAGAGUAUUCAGUCUUAUUAUUGGUUAAGAUACCUAACCUAAGGUACUGUGACCAUACCUCUUAACCACAAUGCUCUUGUCAACAACUUCUCUUUCUCUCAUCAUAUUCCUCCGUCAUACUGCGGCUAUCUCUACCGGCAUAUGCUCGCCCGUGACAUGGAAAGGCACUUAUUCGGCUACCUCUAAAACGCGCUCUCCCAAACCUCAGCACACGCGUAAUGUAGUCUACAACUCCCCUAUACAACCUGGGGAAAUCAACUGUCGCUACUGGGGUGAGACCGACGACGAAAUCGAUAAGGAUACGUGUUCAUACUUGAGCCGUAGAUACCAAAUAACAAUAGACAAGUUUUUCAAGCUUAACCCGGACCUCGAUCAGGAUUGUGGAAACCUCCGCCCUUAUACCGAGUAUUGCGUUGAUGGAUUUGUUGAGCCUGUACGAGCUGUGGAUGGCUUCUGUGGCCCGCCGCAUAACAACGCUACUUGUCUUGGGGCAAGUCAGGGGCAGUGUUGCAAUUCAGAGACUUGGAUGUGCGGUAAUACCGAGGAGGAUUGUGCUCCUGGUACUUGCUACGAAGGUAUCUGCUUCGGCGAUAAGAUAUACAGCACGGAUGGAAAAUGUGGCUACAAGCAUGGUAGCAGACUAUGCGCCGGAAAGCAUGGCGAUUGUUGUAGCAUAGAUGGCAAAUGCGGUACUGGCCCCGACUUUUGUGGUGAGGGUGUUUGCCAAUCGGGCAAAUGUACGAAGUCCCCUGAAGGUCACUUUUUUGCUGGAAACUCGUUUAUGUCACAGUUUCCUUGGUUGAUGGGAAAUACGACCGACGGUACCUGCGGUGGUGAGAACAAAUUUACUUGCAAUGCAGUGUAUGGAACUUGCUGUAAUAAGAACGGGCGAUGCGGAUCUCUCCCAAAAGAUUGUGGAGAGGGAUGUCAACCUGAAUUUGGGAUAUGCGAUGGCUUAGCCCCAGCUUCUAGGGCUGCUUCGGUCACUUCACCAACACCAACGGUCACUGUAGUGGAACUUUAAGAGUCAACCGCGACUAGUGGAGAUUCGAGAAAAAGAACUUGAAACUGAGUUUCAACCUGAUAUAAAAACAGAUAUCUAUUAUCUCCCAAUUGGAAAUACACGUCUUUCAAAUAUGCAC